AUGGAAAUAUGCAAGAUAUCAAUGUUGGACCUCAAACAUUCUGGGAUAUCCCUGUCAUGGAGAGGCAAACGACGUAGCCAUCUUGUUUACUGCAGACUGGAUCGAACGCUGGUUAAUCCGGCAUGGUCUGAUAGAUUUCCCACGGGCAGAUACCAAUACCUCGGUUUCGAAGGAUCAAACCACCGACCUGUGCUCACAGUUUUUGACUCAGGAAAACAACAUAGAAACCGGUUAUUUCGGUAUGAUCGCAGACUCCGGGAAAACGAGGCUGUUAAGGAAAUAAUUGCAGAGAUUUGGAAUGCGAAUCCAGAUGCGUCCGUCAACACUCGACUAGCAAUGUGCAGACGUGCUAUCACUGUCUGGAUGCAAGAGCAAUUCUUCAAUAGUAAGGAGGCAAUUAACAAACUCAAACAGAGACUGGACGUUGCGAUGUCUGACCCCAAAGGUGACGAUAAGCUGAUAAAUGAUCUCAAUCUCGGUCUCAUGGUGGCGUAUAAAGCAGAAGAGGAAUUCUGGCGACAAAGGAGCAGAAUCAUGUGGUUAUCCUUAGGGGAUAAGAACUCAGGGUAUUUUCACGCGAUCGCCAAGGGACGUCGAGCUCGAGACAGAAUGACAGUUAUCGAGGAUGCAGUGGGUACAGCGUACUAUGAAGAGGAACAGAUUGCGGGACAGAUAAAAGAAUAUUUUUCGGGCAUCUACUCCUCGGACUUCUCGACCACCGGCUUAGCAUCUACUGUCGAGAUAGUAGGAUCAGCCAUCUCACCCUCUAUCGCACCUGAUACGAACGAAACUUUGAUCUCAGAAGUACAGGCAGUCUUCCGGACAGGAAGCUUACCACCGGUUACCAACGUCACGUACGUUCGUCUCAUUCCGAAGAUAACAGGAGCGAAGCUGUCAGCCUUUGUGCCUGAAAGAGCCAUCUCGGACAACGUUCUCAUCACACAUGAGAUUCUCCACACACUUAAGACGUCGGAAGCGGAAAUUCAUUGCUCGAUGGCCGUCAAGACAGACAUGAGUAAGGCCUAUGAUAGGCUAGAAUGGCACUUCAUUGAGACAGUCCUGGACCGGUUCGGAUUUGCAGUACCGUUCGUCAACCUGAUCAUGCAAUACACUGAUGAGAGGAGCUGCUCUGCCUUGUUAGACAUCUUGCAUCAGUAUAGAAUGUCGUCUGGUCAACUGAUAAAUGCGGCCAAGUCCUCUAUAUCCUUCUCGGCUAAGACCCCGCAGGCAAUACGGCAACGUGUUAAACAACACCUCGGGAUUGAGCAGGAAGGAGGAGUAGGGAAGUACUUACGACUACCAGGACAUUUUGGACGACGCAAGAAAGACCUCUUUACAAACAUCGUAGAUCGCAUCAGACAAAAGGCGGUUAGCUGGGCCUCAAAGCACCUCUCAAGCGCAGGAAAACUUGUCAUGCUGAAGGCCGUACUCACACCGAUCCCAUCCUAUGCGAUGACAUGUUUCGAGUUACCAGUGAGCUUAUGUAACCGGAUACAAUAUGUGCUCACGAGGUUCUGGUGGGAUGCUUCGCCAGACAAGAAGAAAAUGUGUGGGGUGGCAUGGGAAGUAAUCACAACACCAAAAGCGGCAGGGGGCUCGGGGUACGUGACAUUCAAGCUUUUAACACUGCCCUACUUGCGAAACAGGCGUGGCGGAUUGUAUCUAAACCGGACUGCCUACUCUCUAAAAUCCUUCGCGCCAAAUACUGCAGCAAAGUGUCGUUUCUUCAAGUGGAACCACCGAAAACAGCCUCUCACGGGUGGCGAGGAAUUCUAA
Messenger RNA from Brassica oleracea var. oleracea, 1776 nucleotides. RefSeq lists its product as uncharacterized. The transcript has 4 exons. Lineage: Eukaryota; Viridiplantae; Streptophyta; Magnoliopsida; Brassicales; Brassicaceae. The coding region runs from base 1 to 1776 and encodes 591 amino acids. The record is from RefSeq and is a predicted model, not a curated record.